Messenger RNA from Gossypium raimondii (Peruvian cotton), 1173 nucleotides. RefSeq lists its product as uncharacterized. Bases 1 to 1173 code for a protein of 390 amino acids. Lineage: Eukaryota; Viridiplantae; Streptophyta; Magnoliopsida; Malvales; Malvaceae. The record is from RefSeq and is a predicted model, not a curated record. The transcript is spliced from 2 exons.
AUGGUAAUGACUAAAUAUGAGCUUUGUGUCCGCUUCGAGGAUGGACUCAGGGAUAGUUUAAGAGUUCUGAUAGUUUCGCAGAGGGAGCGUGACUUUUCAGCACUGGUAGAGAAGGCAAAGAUCACCGAAGAGGUGAAGCGCGCUGAGUGCCAAAACCAGGAUAAAGAGAGGGACAAGAAUAAGAGGGAUUCAAAGCCCUCGAGUUUUGCAAUGAGGCCUAAGAAAAAGACGCCAUCCGAGCGAAUAUUGGAGGACGACUGGGCUUGUUUAAGAUGUGAGUCUAUUGAGCACCGUGUUCGAGAGUGUCCACUGAGGGCCGAUCAGGUGCAAGUCGCGAGUUCUGCUACUGCACAGCCACUGAGGGUAGUUCAGCAGCUGCCUAAGGGUUGUGGUCAAGCUAGGGGUGGUAAUGGUAUGGCUCGUGGGCAAAGUGCACUGGACAAAGGUGCUGGACAGGCUAAGACGAGACAAUCAGCCCUAGUUUAUGCUGCUCAUCACCGAGAGGAUAGAGAUGAUUUGGACGUCAUCACGAGUAUGUUUUUUAUUUUUGAUUUGUCUUACACUGCGUUGAUAGAUAUAGGAUCUACGCAAUCCUAUGUUGCCUGUUCUAUUUCUAAAAACCUAGGGAUUCCUGUUUAUAGUACUUCUAGUGAGGUGGUUGUGCUGAGCCCACUGGGGCAAUCUGUUAGAGUUAGCAAACUGUACAGGGAUGCUCGUUUAGAGGUUCAAGGGAUGGUAUUUCUGACUGAUUUGAUGAAGCUUCUGUUUGGAGAGUUCGAUAUGAUAUUAGGGAUGGACUGGUUGGUCAAGCAUCGUGUCAGUUUAGACUGUGCGACUAAGAGGGUUCUAUUAAGAACUGAAGGGGGUAAUAAAGUAGUUCAGAAUGUUAAGGAUAUUAAAACUGUGAGGGAUUUUCUGGACAUCUUUCCUGAGAAGCUAUUGGAUUUACCUCCGAAUCGGGAAGUGGAGUUUGGGAUUGAGCUUCUCCCUGGUACAGCUCCAGUGUCUGUCGCUCCCUAUCGAAUGGCACUGAAGGAGCUUACGGAGCUCAGGGCUCAAAUCCAAGAGUUAUUGGAUCGUGGGUUCAUCCACCCCAAUAUGUCUCCGUGGGGAGCACCGGUACUGUUUGUUAAGAAAAAGAAUGGAUCCAUGAGGAUGUGUAUCAACUACUGA